Messenger RNA from Humulus lupulus (European hop), 669 nucleotides. RefSeq lists its product as uncharacterized. The record is from RefSeq and is a predicted model, not a curated record. The transcript has a single exon. The coding region runs from base 1 to 669 and encodes 222 amino acids. Lineage: Eukaryota; Viridiplantae; Streptophyta; Magnoliopsida; Rosales; Cannabaceae.
AUGACACAAGACUUUAUGAGAUUAGAUAGAUUUGAUGGUACUAAAUUUGUUCAUUGGCAAGAAAAGAUUAUGUUCUUGCUAACCACUCUCAAGGUCUUCUAUGUCUUGGAUAAAGAUCUAAAGGCUAUAGAACCCGCUCAAGAAGAUGACACUCAAGAAGUCAUCAAAGAAAGGAAGAAACACGAAGAAGAUGAAUUUAUUUGUAGGGGUCACAUUCUCAACGCACUCUCGAACUGCUUGUAUGAUCUCUACCCCAACACCAAGACCGCCAAGGAGAUUUGGGAAGAUUUAGAGAAAAAGUACAAAGCGGAAGAAGAAGAUACAAAGAAAUUCCUUAUUACUCAAUACAUGAAAUUUAAGUUUUAUGACAUGAAACUCAUUCUUCCCCAAAUACAUGAGUUGCAUAUAAUUGUGAAUAAGCUAUCUACCCUAAGUAUUAUCUUGCCAGAGCAAUUCCUUGUUAGAGCCAUAAUAGCCAAAUUGCCUCAUUCUUGGAGGGGCUAUAAGAAGAAAAUCCAUCAUAAGAAUGAUGAGAUUUCAUUGGAACAAAUCCUCAAACACUUGAAGAUUGAGGAGGAAUCCCAUUCUAGAGAUAAUAAUGAGGAGGAGUCUAAUGGAGAGACUUCAAAGGACAAUGUGGUGGCUAAACUUCCUAACAAUGGCAAAUGA